AUGUCUUCAGAUGGUAUCAGUGUCCCCUGGGGUACCAUCACUGUAAUUGAGAUCAUUGCCUUUACUCAAUUCCAUGUGUCUGCCUAACAGGGUGACCCCAUUCCAGAGGAACUCUAUGAAAUGCUCAGUGACCACUCCAUCCGCUCCUUUGAUGACCUUCAGCGCCUGCUACAUGGAGACUCCGUAGAUGAAAAUGGAGCUGAGCUGGACCUGAAUAUGACCCGAGUACACUCUGGAGGCAAGACAGAAAACUCAUCUCGAGGGAGGAGGAGCCUAGGUUCCCUGGCAGCUGCAGAGCCUGCUGUAAUUGCCGAGUGCAAGACUCGCACAGAGGUGUUCCAGAUCUCACGGAACCUCAUCGAUCGCACCAAUGCCAACUUCCUGGUGUGGCCACCCUGUGUGGAGGUGCAGCGCUGCUCUGGCUGCUGCAACAACCGCAACGUGCAGUGCCGGGCCUCACAGGUGCAGAUGCGACCGGUGCAGGUAAGAAAGAUUGAGAUUGUGCGGAAGAAGCCAAUCUUCAAGAAGGCCACAGUGACCCUGGAGGACCACCUGGCCUGCAAGUGUGAGACAAUAGUGACCCCUCGGCCUGUGACUCGAAGUCCUGGGACAUCCCGGGAACAGAGAGCCAAGACGUCUCAAACUCGGGUGACCAUUCGGACGGUUCGAGUCCGCCGACCCCUCAAAGGGAAGCAUCGAAAAUUUAAGCACACACAUGAAAAGGAGGCACUGAAGGAGACUCUCGGGGCCUAG
This is a messenger RNA of Cricetulus griseus (Chinese hamster), 753 nucleotides long. Lineage: Eukaryota; Metazoa; Chordata; Mammalia; Rodentia; Cricetidae. The record is from RefSeq and is a predicted model, not a curated record.